AUGGUUUAUAUCAUGAAGAUCCACGUUGAUGGUGGCUGUAGAGCCAACGGCCAGCCAGGCUCGAUCGGGGCUGCAGCCGCUGCUUUUAAGAGCGCGUCCGGCCGAUUCUAUGGGGAGACAACAGAAGAUUUGCUUUCAUAUACCGCCCCGACGAAUCAACGAGCUGAGAUCACAUCCAUUAUCCUCGGUCUAAGGAUGGCUUUGAAGAAGUCUGAGCAACUGGUUUCGGAUCCUCGGCUGGAUGUCACGAUAUACUCCGACUCGACAUAUGCAGUGAGCUGCAUGGAGAAGUGGAUCUACAAAUGGAUCAGAAACGGAUGGCUGAAUCGUAAAGGAGUUGAGGUAGCAAACCAGGAUCUCCUUGAAAAAGCAGUGGUUCUCGAUAGCCGGCUUAAGCAGAAGGGAGAUGUGCAAUAUGUAUGGAUUCCAAGAGAGGAGAAUCAGCAUGUGGAUAAGCUGUGCAAUGACUUGAUGAACACUAUAUGUUUAGUUGAAAGGCUGUGCAAUAGCCUGAAGAACGCGAGGUGUGAUGUGCAAAGCUCCUCUUCCGAUGACAGCUAG
Molecule: messenger RNA, 561 nt
Organism: Aspergillus luchuensis
Lineage: Eukaryota; Fungi; Ascomycota; Eurotiomycetes; Eurotiales; Aspergillaceae
Exons: 1
Coding region: 1-561 (186 amino acids)
Biological process (GO): DNA replication, removal of RNA primer
Molecular function (GO): RNA-DNA hybrid ribonuclease activity; nucleic acid binding
Source: RefSeq, a predicted model, not a curated record